AUUCACCUGAACCUACCUCUCCCUGAGCUCGAUGCGAGGAAGCGGUUGCAUCGGCCUACCUCGCCGUCUUCCUUCUUCUCUUUCUUCGUUGUAUCUAUUGCUUGGCCUAAUGGUUUUCUUACGUUCUCGAGACUCAAUUUCACUCCUUUAGUUUACCAACCCUUUCCCCGAGCCCGAUCUCCUGUACCGGAAAUCAUGGCGCGUCUCGGCCGCGUAGGGUUCCUCACCCUCGCGGUGGUGUUUCACCUAAUUUACGCCUAUUCGAUCUUCGAUAUAUACUUUGUCAGCCCGAUCGUUAGUGGUAUGAAAUCGUUUCGUGUCGAACGAGAAUCCGAUGCCGCUGCUCCCGCCAAACGUCUCGUUCUGUUCGUUGCCGAUGGCUUGCGUGCCGAUAAAGCCUUCCAGGCAUUGCCUGACCCCGACGACACCACCGGAGAGGAUACGGAGCCGAUCUACCUGGCACCUUUCAUUCGGUCUCGAGUACUCUCCCACGGCACUUUCGGGAUUUCCCAUACCCGAGUUCCUACUGAAUCGCGGCCUGGCCACGUUGCGCUUAUCGCGGGGUUGUAUGAGGAUGUGUCGGCGGUAACAACAGGAUGGAAGCUGAACCCGGUAAAUUUCGACAGCGUUUUCAAUCGCAGCCGGCAUACGUGGAGCUGGGGGAGCCCGGAUAUUCUUCUUAUGUUCCAAGAAGGUGCAGUUCCCGGAAGGGUUGACGCGGACACGUACGGAGAAGAGGCGGAAGACUUUUCAUCUGACGCAACACUGCUGGACACCUGGGUUUUCGAUAAAGUGAAGGAAUUGUUUGCUUCCGCUAAAACAGAUCCCGAGUUAAAUGCGAAAUUGCGCGAAGACAAGUUGGUGUUCUUCCUGCACCUCCUCGGGCUCGAUACGACGGGUCAUGGGUAUCGUCCAUAUUCGAAAGAAUAUCUGCGUAAUAUCAAGCUGGUGGACAAAGGGGUGCAGGAAAUAACGCAGUUGGUGGAGGAGUUCUAUGAGGAUGAUGAAACAGCUUUCGUUUUUACGGCCGACCACGGAAUGAGCGAUUGGGGUAGUCAUGGCGAUGGCCAUCCCGACAAUACGAGGACACCACUCGUGGUAUGGGGUUCUGGUAUAGCUGGUCCUAGGUAUACCCAGGAAGGAAUUCCAACUGGUCAUGAGGAUGGUGUUUCGUCCGACUGGGGCUUUGACAACAUUCGGCGGAAUGAUGUCGCGCAGGCUGAUGUCGCAGCCCUGAUGGCAUACCUGACUGGGCUUGACUUUCCUACUAAUUCGGUGGGUGAGCUACCUUUGGAAUUUUUGGAUGCCAGUCCCAAGGAUAAAGCACUUGCCGCGCUGGCCAAUACUCAGGCGGUCUUGGAGAUGUACCGUGUGAAGGAGGAGCAAAAAAAGGCCACCCUGCUUCGGUAUAAGCCCUUUGAGCCUCUGGCCGAUCACGGUCAGACCUCAGUCGAUGAACACCUUCAGGAGAUAGAGGCUAAGAUAGCAAUCGGCUUUUACGACGAAUCCAUCGCAAUGUCGUCUGCUCUACUGGCGAAUGCUUUGGAAGGCCUGCGCUACUUACAGACAUAUGACUGGCUUUUUCUCAGAACUGUUGUGACAUUGGGCUACCUGGGCUGGAUUGCAUAUGCUUUAACCACUGUUAUUGACUUGCAUGUCCUUCAUGGCACGUCCGACUCGAACCGAACUGUCUUCAGCACUUCAUUUUUCUCGUCUAUUCUCGUCGCACUUUUUUCUGUCUUUCUCUUCCAGCGCUCCUCGUGGCGGUACUAUUUCUAUGGGGUCUUCCCGGUCUUUUUCUGGGAAGAGGUAUUCGUUCGACGAAAGGCUUUGAUUGCUGGCCGUGAGAUACUCAUGAGUCAUGUCCAUUCGGCGAGUGGAUAUGUCGCAUUUGGAUUCCAGUCAUUGGUUUUUGUAGGCGUAUUGGAGGCCCUAGUACAAUCUUACUUUCACCGCGAGAUUUAUACUGUUUGCUUCGUCUUGGGCGCUUUUUGGCCCUUGUUCUAUGGAGCAAGAUUCGUUAAGAGGCACACGCUACUUUCUCUUUCAUGGGCCAUCGGCUGUCUCUUAAUGAGUAGCUUCACUUUGCUCCCGGCAAACAAAGUCGAAGAUAUCGACCUGAUAACCUGGAGUGGCCUGUUGAUGUUCUUCACCGGACUGUUAUACUUGCUUUUUGAGGAUUACGUCCUGGGACGAAAGUCCUCGGCACAGUCGUCAAUUGCUAUUUCUAGCUGCGGCGCACGCACGAUCAUGGGCACGCAGCUGGGCAUGGUCUUGCUUGCCUUGAUCGUUACGAGAUCCAGUGCAACGUCUCUUCAAGCUAAACAAGGACUACCGUUCGGCAAUCAAGUGGUCGGUUGGUUCGUUCUGGUUGCAUCUCUUCUCCUUCCGUUCCUCUACCGACUAUAUUCGAAUAGUCAUUACCUGCAUCGCUUGAUGGUUCUCUUCUUAACAUUCUCCCCGACGUUUAUCAUCCUCACCAUCUCUUACGAGGGUCUCUUUUAUUUCGUCUUUUGUAUGACCUUGGCCACUUGGGUCCGGCUGGAGCAUGCCAUAUAUGUCUAUACUGCAGCCACGGGAGAUGGCGCCGCAAUUCCGAAGAAGACGGGCACGGAAGCAACGGCCGUUGUUGAAGGCCAGGCUUACCGCUACCGGACACUCGGCGUUUCAGAUGCGCGUGUUGCUUUAUUUUUCUUCUUCCUCCUUCAAUCCGCCUUUUUCAGCACGGGGAACAUCGCGUCAAUCUCCUCGUUCUCGUUGGAGAGUGUUUGCCGGCUCAUUCCGAUCUUUAGCCCGUUCAGUCAGGGCGCUUUGCUGAUCCUGAAGAUUCUCAUUCCAUUCGCACUCAUCAGCGCCAACCUGGGUAUUCUUAAUCGCCGGUUGGAGGUGGCUCCCAGCGCUUUGUUCAUGGUUGUGAUGUCGAUCUCGGACAUUAUGACGUUGAACUUCUUCUACAUGGUCCGGGACGAGGGCUCCUGGUUGGAUAUUGGCACGACGAUUAGCCACUUCUGCAUUGCCAGCUUCCUGUGCACGUUCGUGGCCGGACUGGAGUUUAUUAGCGAGGUGAUGAUCAGUGGAGUAGACUUUGGCCCCCGGGCAACAGCAUUUGGAGCCGCUGUUGUCGAAGCUGUCAAUGGGUCAGUGGAGACUGACACCAGUGGGAAGUCGGGCGGUACAGAUGGUCGCGCAACCUAAUAGAUCCCCAGAGUGCGCGACUUUAACGGCGACGACGCGCCGGAAAGCUCCACCAGGAGUUGUAAUGAAUUUUGUACAUGUGUGAUAUAGUUAGAUACGUGCAUUGGACUAAUAUACGCUACUCCAGAUGAGGCGUAUGUCCCGGACAGUCCGAAUUUUGGAUUG
Molecule: messenger RNA, 3360 nt
Organism: Aspergillus sclerotioniger CBS 115572
Lineage: Eukaryota; Fungi; Ascomycota; Eurotiomycetes; Eurotiales; Aspergillaceae
Product: mannose-ethanolamine phosphotransferase MCD4
Exons: 5
Coding region: 196-3195 (999 amino acids)
Biological process (GO): GPI anchor biosynthetic process
Cellular component (GO): endoplasmic reticulum membrane
Molecular function (GO): mannose-ethanolamine phosphotransferase activity
Source: RefSeq, a predicted model, not a curated record